AUGAAGGACAGACUGAUCAACUUGUUCGCCCGUGUGGGUUACCAGUCGCAGGACAUCUCACAGAGCACAACCGUCCCUUACUGGGGGUACGCUGUGCGAGUCGUGCCGUGCGCCAAUGAUGCUGGAACCUGCGAGUACUUCGAGGCUGUCUACGGCGGCCAUGAGCGCAGUAUGCUCUACUCUGGUAUCCUGUGGGCGACAAUUGGCGGCAUCCUCCUCAUCUGGGCAAUCCUCCGCCAUGCUUAUGCCACUCCUCUUGCUGCUGCUCAAACUGGAUCAGAGAAGCAGCCAAAAGCAAGAUCGGCAGGCUUUCGCAUACGACGAGCCAUUGGCGCUGCAACGAGGCAGUAUCUGCUCCCUCAAUCACUACGCUCCAUCUUUGGCCGCACCACCCGCCUCCAGAUCUUGGUUCUCGCCAUCUUCACUGGCUAUCUGACCAUCUGGUCAUUUGUCGGCAUCACGUACAAGGCCUGGAGAACACCAGUCAAGGGCUACGACAACCUCUACCAGACUCGGUCUGGCCUCGGGCCCUGGUCCGACCGCGUCGGAGUCAUCGCAUACGCCUUGACUCCCUUCUCCGUCAUGUUGGCUUCGCGCGAGUCGAUUCUGUCGCAGCUUACCGGCAUCCCCUAUCAGAAUUUCAAUUUCCUCCACAGAUGGCUUGGAUACAUCAUUUUUGUCCAGUCUCUCCUCCACACCAUUGGGUGGACGGUCAUCGAAACGGUGUAUUACCAACCUCAACCGCAGGUGGCUAACAAAUGGAUUGCGCAACUCUACAUGAUCUGGGGCUGUGUGGCCAUGAUUCUGCUCCUUAUACUCUUCGUUCUAUCGACGCCAUGGGCUAUUCGCCUGACCGGCUACGAAUUCUUCCGCAAGAGCCACUACAUCCUCGCUAUGGUAUAUAUCGGCGCAUGCUGGGGGCAUUGGGACCCAUUGAAGGCUUUCUUGGUGCCUGGUCUGGCCCUCUGGUUUGUUGACCGGCUCAUUCGAGCGAUCCGGUCGGGUUUGAUUCAUUACCAGUUUCUGCCCGACGGAUCCAUGGGUUUUAAAACCGCCGAUGCUGUCGCUACGCUGUUUCCCGACCCUGAAAACGGCGACAUUGUUCGCCUCGACUACCGUCACCCUCAAACUCCUUGGAAUCCAGGACAGCACUUCUAUCUUUGCUUCACCCAGGCCAGCAUCUGGCAAUCUCACCCGUUCACUCCGCUCAGUCUGUCGGUGGAGAAGGACGGCACAGUCCUCCACUCUUACAUCUUCCGCGCGAAGAAGGGCGAGACGAAGAAGGUGGCCAACCAGGUGGCCAGCAAGCUCUCCACUGCCGAGGGCAACACCGCGGUCACGACGCCGGUUGUCAUGCAGGGCCCAUAUGGUGAGAACCUUGUCUCGGAUCUCACGGCCGAUGUCAAUGUCCUCUGCGUGGCCGGUGGCACUGGAAUCACGUAUGUUCUGCCGGUUCUACUGUGGCUCCAGCGGCAAGCUCCCAGCGUGGACAGAAAGAUCAGUCUUGUGUGGGCGGUGAAGCACCACAAGGACGUGGAAUGGGUUAAGCCCGAGCUUGAGCAGCUUAGAUCCGCUGCAUCAACACACGGCCUUAGUAUUAGCAUAUUCGUCACUCAGGACCAGGAGACGGCAUCAUCGCACGCUUCUGAUAGUGAACAUUCGGCGAAUGAGGAGAAGGGCAUUGCGACGAGGGUCCGUGCUUUGAGAUCGAGCUCGCAUAAUCCAGGACGCCCUGAUGUUGGCGCUGUCGUGCCGGCGUUUGUUAAUGACGUGGUUCGCGGGCGGACCGUCGUUGUUGCAAGCGGCCCAGGCAGUAUGCUUUCCAACAUCCACACUGAAGUUGCCAAGCUCAACUCAGGUCGUAAGGUUUACAGGGGCGAAGAGAGAUUUGAUGUUGAGUUGAAAUGUGAUGAUAGGUUAGAGUGGUGA
Clonostachys rhizophaga is the source of this 1929-nucleotide messenger RNA. Lineage: Eukaryota; Fungi; Ascomycota; Sordariomycetes; Hypocreales; Bionectriaceae. The record is from the annotation of a GenBank genome assembly.